UCCACGUGCUUUGUGGAGUCUCUCCCCUUCACUAUCCUUCCCCACUCACUCAAUGCCAUUCCCCUAACACCUCUCUAUACACCUCACCUCACCUCCUUUGACCCCUCUCUCUAGUCCCUAUCUCUCCAUCCAUUUCUGUAAUUUCCAACACCUCUCUGUAAUGUCCAAACUCACAUACCAUCAUCCCAGAUAGCAACAUUUAAUCUUUCUUCUCUUGCCACCAAACUUUCAAGAAUCCUAUGCUAUAUCCGAUGCAAAAAUCAAAUCAAGAUUCAAUUUUUUUCCCAUCCGAGCCACAAAAAGUAAACCCCUGAUUUAUCUCGAGCUCCAACAAUGGUGAUGGAGGUGGUGCAUGAAGAUAUGGGCGAAGGCAGCAUGCAAUGCACCAACCACCCUUACGAAAACAGCACCCCGGGCGGGAUCUGCGCCUUCUGCCUUCAAGAAAAGCUCGGGAAACUCGUCUCUUCUUCAUUACCUGUCGCCAUUUUGCCUUCCUCAUCGUCCUCAUCCUCCUCUAGAUCUGAUUUCGGCGGUGGAAACGCCGCCGCCCUCCAGCCUCGCCACCUCGCCCCCUCCUCCUCCAACGCUUCCGAGAAUGCGAGCAGCGAAUGCAAUUAUUACUCGAGGAGGUCGCGAAUGCCCUUUGUUUUGACGCAGAAGAAGAAGAAGAGUAAGAAGAUGAAAGAUGGAGUGGCAGCGGGGAGCUCGGAUUCCGGCAGCAUUGUUUACAAGAGAAGCAAAUCCACCGCAACUCCGAGAAGAGGUAUGCAUUUCUCGGAUGGAGGUUUCUCUGACGAUUAUAGCCCUCACAGAAGGGGUUUUUGGUCAUUUCUUUACAUGUCAAAGCAUUCUAGUGGUAAAAAGAGUGAGAAAAGCUUGAAAGAUUCCAACUUUACACCAGCCACAGCUAGUAGCACUGUUGGAUCAUCUUCUGUCAAUGGCGGCGGUGGUGGUAGUAAUGGGAUUAGGCCAAGAGAUAAGAAAAGGGAGGAGUUUGUGGUGGUGGAUGAGAAUGGGAGCCCUGAUCAAGCUGCAUUUGAUAGGAAAGUGUCAAGAUCCAGAUCUGUUGGCUGUGGAAACAGGAGUUUUUCUGGUGAUUUCUUCGAGAGGAUUUCGACCGGCUUUGGCGAUUGUACCCUCCGCCGUGUUGAGUCGCAGAGGGAAGGGAAGCCCAAGGUUCAAGUUGCACAAAGGAACAGUGGGAUCAAUGGCCAAGAUUGCAUCAAGGAGAGGGUUAGGUGUGGAGGGAUCUUUGGUGGAUUCAUGAUCACCUCAUCCUCCUCAUCGUCUUCGUCUUCCUCUUAUUGGAUUUCAUCGUCUGCAGAGGAUAACGGUGGGAAUUCGAAGGGGAGGCAGGUCUCCCAUGGGAGGAGCAAGAGCUGGGGCUGGGCUCUUGCAAGUCCAAUGAGGGCUUUUAGUAAGCCUUCUUCUGUCAAGAGGGAUAAUGGUAAUAAGAAUGUGACUCCUAAUUUGGCUGCCAUUCCUUCUUUACUGGCUGUGAGUGGCUGAGCAGGGAAAGAGAUAGGGAGAUGAAGAGAGAGACAGGGGAAAAGAGUUGAAUUUACUGAGUUAAUUGUCUGAUAGUAUGUUACUACUAUACAUUUUUAGAUUUCAAGAUUGGUGUUUCAUGUGGUUGCCGCUACUCUGUUAAUCAUGUUGCUGUAGUUUGUUUUUGCCAGUUGUGAUAUGUUAAUCUUAGUUUAUUUUUUGUUGUAGUUUUCAGUCGUGGGAGUAUUGGUUCUUCUUUGUAUAUCUAAUAAGAUAUUGGUAUGAUGAGAUUUGAUGUAAGGUUGAGAAAUAAAUAAAAGGUGGAGAAUUUUCUUGAUC
This is a messenger RNA of Salvia splendens (bonfire salvia), 1827 nucleotides long. Its product is annotated as mediator of RNA polymerase II transcription subunit 1. Bases 334 to 1509 code for a protein of 391 amino acids. The transcript has a single exon. The record is from RefSeq and is a predicted model, not a curated record. Lineage: Eukaryota; Viridiplantae; Streptophyta; Magnoliopsida; Lamiales; Lamiaceae.